AUGAAGUGCUUUAUUGAUCUUCUUCCUUCCAUCUCAUGUGUGGCGCUGAUUCUUUCCUUUCUGCCUCUCCUCCUUCUCUUCACUUGUCGCUGCAGCUGCGUUUCCCCCCACUUUCUAGAGGCGAUUGACGGAGUGGUGGCGGAUGUAAGGAGGGCUGCUAGUUUCCCCCCGGAAGUUCUUGAGGCGAUUGACAGAGUGGUGGCGGAUGUGAGGGGCAAGCGGGAGAGAGAGGAGAGGGAGAAGGAGGAGAGGGAGAGGGAGGAGAGUAAAGCUUCUGGUGGUGAGAAGCGAGGCGUGGCAGAACGAGGGCUGACGGGGUUGCAAGGGGAGAAGGGCGAGGAGGAAGGGGGAGAUGAGGAGGAGGAUAGGGGGGAGGAAGAAGAGGCGGGGGCGGUUCGUGGAGGAGCGAGGGAGGAAGCGGAGGAGGUGGAGGAGAGGAGGAGAUGGCAAAUGUGGAGGAUCAAUGAGAGCUUGAAGCGAAGGCAGCAACAAUGGCAGGUACGUGGGGGAGGAAAGAAGGGGGAAGAGGGAGGGGAGGGGGAGGUGGGGGAUGAAGGGGAGGGGUUUAGCAGGAGACACUAG
This is a messenger RNA of Closterium sp. Naga37s-1, 582 nucleotides long. The record is from the annotation of a GenBank genome assembly. Lineage: Eukaryota; Viridiplantae; Streptophyta; Zygnematophyceae; Desmidiales; Closteriaceae.